Messenger RNA from Neodiprion virginianus, 2037 nucleotides. RefSeq lists its product as uncharacterized. Bases 715 to 2037 code for a protein of 440 amino acids. The record is from RefSeq and is a predicted model, not a curated record. Gene Ontology annotation, molecular function: nucleic acid binding; zinc ion binding. The transcript has 2 exons. NCBI's taxonomy places the organism in Eukaryota, Metazoa, Arthropoda, Insecta, Hymenoptera, Diprionidae.
AAAUGAUUACGAAAAAUUGCGAUCUCGCGAUGAUUUUCACGUUGAGCGAAUAGUGUUCGAAAAUGAUGAUUCGUUCAUACGCUCAAUGAAACAAUUUCUCUUUUCUUUCUUCUUAUUCUUUUUAUUCACAAACUGUGCAUGGUGACAAAAUAUUUGCAGUGACACAUAGAUCUGUAAAAUUCUGUCAGGAAGAAGCUCGACUACAUUCAAGCACUCGCAAAGUAAACUCACCAAAAAAUUUAAUGUCUGUACAUAUUUGUCUCGAGUUGGAGACUGAAGAACCUGAGGCUUACAGCCUGAUGAAAAUGUGGCAGCUGAUAAAAAAUGUCAGUGUAAAUGUUCCAUUUGAUAUUGACGUCAUCGUCCGCAGGUCCAGAAAAUUGAACUAGAGUUCAUCUAGUUUAUUUCGAUUGGGAAAAUAAAAUUAAUCAAACUUUGAAGUAUAAGGUCUCAGUUAUUGACGAUUUUUUAUAUACUACACAAUUCCAACGCUUUUGAAUGUCGAAAAUUCGAUUCAUUCUUAUUCGUUCACAUAAAUCAUGUAGUACAAGACAAAUGACAUAGAUUUUUCCUUCCCUACAGUUGUUGAAACACUCAUGAUUAAGAAAACAGUACAUAGGUAUGAUCGCAAAAUUCUGUUCCUAGCGGAUUAUAAAAAAUCCAUUGUAAUAAAGAAAAUCAAUUGCCUAUAACGCCAAGGCCAAAAAAGCCAAGAUGUCGCUCACACAAGGUGACCCGGAUACUGCGUGCAAAGUUUUUAAGUGCCAUCCAAAUUCAAAAGUGCCUAAAAUAGUGAUAUGUCUUAUAUGUGAAAAUGUAUAUCACGAAGGUAAUUUUAACAAAUAUUCAAAGGGGCAAUUUUUAAGUGAAAUGCUUGUAACAUGUCCUAAAUAUCAGCAUGAGAACCUAACCUCAAAAACUUGUUAUGAUGUAAACACUUUGGAUGAAAAUGCCAGGAAAAUAAUAACGCAAAUAAAACUUUUUCACAAGGAGGAAUUACGUAGUGAGCUUUGUAAUAAUAUCACACUAAAUAAUUCUAAAAACAUCUCUGAUGUAACUGAUUUUGAACUAGAUGAAACUUCAUCAUUUAAGAUGGAAAAUGAAUUACUACGGCAGUUAAAUGCUGAGCUACAAGCUCGUAACAACCUACUAGAUAAACUGGUCGAAAAAAGUAAUUUGUUUACUAAUAAUACUACAUCUUAUGCUGAAAUUACUAAAUGCUCUACUGUUAAACCGACUGAAAAAGUACCAAAAAUACUGGUGAAAGCUAAAAACAAUAAUAAUAAGGAAACUUCUACCAAAGUUAAAAUGAAAUUAACUACUGACCUGUCCAUCCCGAUUAACAACGUCAGGAAAAAUACUGAGGGUCUGGUAUCGAUAAAGUGUAAAAACACUAAUGAUAUUCCUAGAGUUAAAUCUGUGUUAAGUGAGAAACUUGGUAGUGACUAUUGUGUCUACCUUGAACAUUUAAAUUUACCAAAGAUUAAAGUUAUAAAUAUUGAAAAUAAUAUGGACCGAGAUGAAUUAUGUGAGGAUAUAUAUAAUAGAAAUUUCCUUGAUCUAGAUGGUGCAUUUAAUAUUAUUGCCGACUACAAAAAUCCUAUGGAUAAGAGGUCUUUAAUCAUGGAACUUACAGCUGAAUCUUAUCUACACCUUAAAAAUAAUGGAUUCAAAUUAUAUGUUGGCUACCAGUGCUGUCAUGUACUGGACUAUUUUAACUUUAAUCUGUGUUACAAAUGUGGCAGAUACAAUCAUAGCUACAAAAAAUGUAACAAUCAGGUUAAAUGCCUCAAAUGUGCUGGUGAUCAUCUUACUACAGAUUGUAAAAGUGAAAUAACAAAGUGCCUAAACUAUGUUUACUACAAUGACAGAUAUCAUAAAAACAGACCGGCUAAUCAUUGUGCUACGGAUACAUGCUGUGAAUAUCUUGUUUUCAGACUAAAUAAAAUAAUAAAUAAUACUGACUAUCCUGUUAAACCAUUAAUACCGAACUCAGUGGGUAAACUAGGAAACAAAUCUAAUCCAAAUAGUCAAUAA